UUUAUUGAGGUCUGGGUGAAUACCAGUGCUCGUGACAGAAACUCCGCCAUUCCCUGCCAUCUGGUGAAAUGUGUUCCCCUCCUGCCCGAUGGCGACCUGGACAUGCUUCGUGUGUUCGCCAUGCCCACUGGAGACAUCGUCGUCAUCGCCCCGUUCCACCCGCAAACCACCAGCUUACCAGUCGCGGCACGACCAGCACGCCCAGUACGACGCCCGGCUCGCUUCAACAACUUACAGGCUCAGCAAAUGACGCCGCUGCUUGCUGCUGUGAAUGGACUUGUCACACUACAAACUGCAGCUGUCUCAGCACCUCCGAUGCCCCCACCUGUGCCACAGAUGACGCCUUCGGUGCCGCCAUUCCGUGGCUUCAGUCCGGACUCUGAACGCUGGCCAGAAUACAUUGCCCAGCUCGAGGCUCAACUUGCCGCAUACAACAUACCAGAAUUGGAUGCUCCACAGCUUCCGCUGCAACAGCCCAUGACUCAAGUGACGGCGGCUCCGCUGCUCCUGCCUAUGGUGCGGGUGCCCCUGACUGCGCCGCUGAUCUGGUCUGCUGCACUGGGCGGGCGCCUCUCGUCACCGCCAUGGCCCCACCUCCAGCUGCCAUUGCUGUCGUGUUACUUCGUGGUGCCUGAGCCGAUGGAUGCUGACGCUGAUGUCACGCCGCCACUGUCGCCCAUGGAAGUUGUUGCUCCGACUCUUUGUCUGAGCAUACCCAGUGCUGGUGCACGUCGCAGGCAGGUUUUGCAAAGGACAUUUUCCUCUCCCCCUCGCAAGCAAUUCAGAGAUGCAGGUGGCAGCCAUCCCUGCAAUUCAGCUGUCCGCCCCCUCAAUUGUGGCGCGCCUGGGACCCUCCCCCACUGUUAUAAGCCCUAUUCCAUGACGGUGCACUGUUGCAGAAGUUUAUAAAUCAGUGUUGAUGUAACACUGGUCUCAAUGACAGACUGUGAAGGAGUGGGCUGGGUUUUGAUCCUGUGGUGUUGUGCAUGUCACCUGUGAAGUAGUGGCCAUGUUGACUGAGCUCCAAGGCAGCUCCAGACCACUGCAAUACAAGUGGUAUGCCUAGGAGGGCAAAGAAAUUAAUUCUGUUUGUUGAUGUCAAAUUGUUCUAGUUUAAGUGUUUCGUUAUGUUCUUGGUUUUUGAAUCUAUUAUG
Schistocerca nitens (vagrant locust) is the source of this 1154-nucleotide messenger RNA. RefSeq lists its product as uncharacterized. The coding region runs from base 103 to 909 and encodes 268 amino acids. NCBI's taxonomy places the organism in Eukaryota, Metazoa, Arthropoda, Insecta, Orthoptera, Acrididae. The transcript is spliced from 4 exons. The record is from RefSeq and is a predicted model, not a curated record.